This is a messenger RNA of Amaranthus tricolor (Joseph's coat), 377 nucleotides long. RefSeq lists its product as uncharacterized. The record is from RefSeq and is a predicted model, not a curated record. NCBI's taxonomy places the organism in Eukaryota, Viridiplantae, Streptophyta, Magnoliopsida, Caryophyllales, Amaranthaceae. Bases 1 to 327 code for a protein of 108 amino acids. The transcript has 3 exons.
AUGGCCACGGUCCGGCCUAGUGCUCCAGUCUCCCUCGUCCCUCCCAAACUCCCAUCUCUCAAGUCCCAAAUCGCACUUUCUGCCAGCGCCAUUCAUCCAUCACCGUCGAGGCUUCGACUCGACAAAGCUGCCAGCGCCAGCCUCCUCACUCCCUUCCUACUACUCCUCCUCACAGCCACCGGCCAACCUACCCUCCCCUCACAGGCGGCUGGAGUGGCGGAUUUGAAGUUGGAAGACCUUCAAGGAAUUAAAAAAGGGGGUGUAGACAAAGAAACAAAGGGGAAGAGGUCUAAGACUGUGAAAUGUAGUAGAUGCAAAAAGUUUUGAUACAAUAUAAAGACUUGUAAGAAUAGGUUAACAGUUAAGCAUAAGAAGGA